This is a messenger RNA of Prorocentrum cordatum, 1746 nucleotides long. The record is from the annotation of a GenBank genome assembly. Lineage: Eukaryota; Dinophyceae; Prorocentrales; Prorocentraceae.
UGCCAGCGCGCGCCUCUCUCGGGGGCGGGCCGCCGCGAGCGACCGAGGGGCAUGCGGCUCGCGGCCCUGCGGGCGCCCGCGGCCCGCCGCGGCCGCGGCCCGCCCGCGGCCCGCCCGCCGCCCAGGCGCGGGCUCGCCGCGGGCCCGGCCGCGGCCAGGGCGGCGUGCGGGGAGGCCGUGGCCGUCACCUUCGAGGACGGGCUGGUGCAGAGGUUCCACUGGCUGUGGCUGCGCGACAACUGCCAGCACGAGUCGCAGAUCACGGCCAACGGCCAGCGCCUGUUCGAGACGGCCGACCUGGUGCGCGCACACCGGGCCGGCCGCGCCGCGGAGCCGGCCAGCUUCGAGCUGCCGCGCGGGCGCGGCCACCUGCUCGUGUCUUGGAAGGACGGGCACUCCUCCAGGUUUUCCUUGGAGUGGCUGCGCGCGCACGCGUACGACCAGCUCGACGAGGCCAGGCGCUCUCUGGCCGCCGCGGCCACGAGCGCGGAGGGGAGCUUCCUGUGGGGAAGCGGCCUUGCCGGCCUCCUGCCAGAGGUCGGGUUCGAGGAGCUUCAGGCGCGCAGAGGGCGCGUGAAGUUCUCCUGGCUCCUCGAGCGGUUCGGCUUCGUGCUGGUGCGCGGCGUGCCCGUGGAGCCGGGGGCCGUGGAGCGGGUUGGCAACAUGCUCGGAUCCGUCCGCCGGACCAACUACGGCACGGUGUUCGACGUGCUGGACCGCGGCCCGGACGCCAAGAACCUGGCGGACACCGCCAUGUCCAUCACGCAGCACACCGACAAUCCCUACAGGGACCCGGUGCCCGGCGUGCAGCUGCUGCACUGCCUGGUGCAGGCCGACUCGGAGGGCGGAGAGACGCUGCUGGUGGACGGCUUCGCGGCCGCGGAGAGGCUCCGGGCGCGCUCGCCCAAGGCCUUCGAGCUGCUCGCGCGCCAGCCGCGUGCCUUCCGCUACGUGGACGCGGAGCAGGGCACGGACCUCCGCACCGAUUCCUCGCCAGUUCUCGAGGUGGACGAGCCCAGCGGCGCCGUCAGGAGGGUCCGCUUCAACAACCGCUCUGCCGCGCCGCUGCGGCGCCCGGCCUUCGGCGCCACCCUCGACUACUACGAGGCCUGGGCGGCGCUGCAGGGCGAGCUCCAGGACGAGCGCCUCCUGGUGCCGCUGCGGCUGGCGCCGGGCGACCUCGUCGCCUUCCAGAACCACCGCGUGCUGCACGGCAGGCGGGGCUACGCGCGCGGCGCGCGGCGCCACCUGCAGGGCGCCUACCUCGACGUCGACGCGCUGCGGAGCCUCCUGCACGGCUCCGGGCCUCGCUCGAGGGACGAACGGCGGCAUAGACUCCAAAACGGCGGCCGCCGCCCGCAUCUUGGGCGCGCUCCGGGCGCAAGGCGCGCUCGGCUCCGGGGAGGGCAGCGCCGACGAGCUGCGGCGGGCCCUGCGGGAGGAGGGCGCGGCGGGCACGGCGGGCGAGGGCGCCCGCGGGGGCCGAGAGGUGCCGGGGGCGCUGCUGCGGGGCCCGGGCAGUGGCCGCGGCGGGGGCCCCGGGCCUCCAUCGACGCAGGAGGACUCCGAGCUCCAGGAGCUCGUGCUCGGGCACCUGGACCGGGCGGCGAGCCGUCGCCCCCCGCUGACCAGGGCUCGGCCUGCGCGGUGUGUUGCUGGCGGUGUCGUGGGCCGCCUCCGCCUUGGCCUCGCUCCGCAACGGAGGCGGGGCGAAGGACAGACCGAGGGAGAGCGAAAGCAAAAUGA